Molecule: messenger RNA, 1155 nt
Organism: Parascedosporium putredinis
Lineage: Eukaryota; Fungi; Ascomycota; Sordariomycetes; Microascales; Microascaceae
Source: the annotation of a GenBank genome assembly
AUGCUCGGUUCAACCUUGCCCUUGGCCCUGUUGGGCUUGUUGCAAGUCAGCAAUGUCCUUGCCCAGGAUAUUCCUACCUGCUCGUUGACGCAGAAGUGCCCGGAGACUGCUCCUUGCUGUUCUCAAUAUGGACAGUGCGGUGCUGGUGCGUUCUGUCUGGGUGGCUGCGAUCCCCGAAUGUCCUUCUCCCUGGACUCGUGCGCGCCCGCUCCUGUCUGCCAGUCCAAGACGUACAAGAUGAAUUCGAUGGACCGCAUCGCCGAGAUGUCCGAGUACCUCGGCGACUCAUCCAAGGCUGAUUGGGUCUACCAGGGCAAGGCCAUUGCCCACAACAACAAUAUCCUCCUCACCAUGGCCCCCAAACUGCCGGCCAAGAUCAAGACGUCGCGCGGCCGCGGUGUUGUGACGGCUUUCAUCUUGUACGGAGAUGUCAAGGACGAAAUCGACUACGAAUGGGUCGGUGUCGAUUUGGAGACCUCGCAGACCAACUACUACUUCCAGGGUGUCCCCAAGUACGACCAGAGCAAGAACCUCACCAUGUCGGACAGCUUCGCCAACUGGCACGAGUACGAGAUUCGAUGGACGCCUGACCAGAUCGAGUGGGUUAUCGACGGCGAGGUUGGACGCCUGUCCAUCUGGCCCGGUGGUGCCGAAACCAACGCCCAGGGUACCAUUGACUGGGCGGGUGGUGUAAUUGACUGGAACGGCGAGGACAUCAAGCGCAACGGCUACUACUAUGCGACUUUUGGCGAGAUCACGGUCGAGUGCUACAACGCCGACUCGCCUCCCGGCACCAACAAGCGCAAGAGCUACAUUUACAACGACAUGCGUUCCACCAACGACACGGUCGAGGACACGGAUCGCAGCACCAUUCUCGCCUCCUUCGCGGCGACGGGUCUGGACAUGGACAAGGGCGCGGACAAGGGAGACAACAACGUCUCCCAGGUUCCCGGCGGUUCCAACCCCGGCGGCAGUGGCUCCGGCUCGCACUCGGGUGACUCUGGCUCCGGGUCGGGAGGUUGCUCUGGCGGAGACACCUUUUCGCAGACGUGCGGCGGUAGCAGCUCGGACCCGAGCGAUGGUGCUGCGGGUAGGAAGGGAGCGGCGAGCGCGCUUGCGGUGAUUGUCGCCCUCGGUGCGCUCUUGUUGCUAUAA